GCAGCACAGCCACGUCAAAGCGAAAUGGUCUCGUUUGGCCCUCCUCGGCACCCGUAGGGUAGCUUGCAGCUCGGUUGUUUUGGCUGUGUGUUCAUUAGAGGCAUUUGCUGUCAGGUCGAAAACCUGAUUUAAGCUGUGGCAUCAUGUCUUCCAAGAGUGAGCUGAAAGCGGAGCUUGAAAGGAAGAAACAGCGCUUGGCUCAGAUCAGAGAGGAGAAGAAACUAAAGGAGGAGGAGCGCAGGAAGAAAGAGGCAGACCAAUUAAAAGAAUCUGCAGUUCACCAGGAUGAUUCAGACCUGGAGAAAAAGAGACGUGAGACUGAGGCCUAUCUACAGAGUAUGGGCUUGACCUCAGAUGCUCCUGUUGCUCCUCCUCCUCCUACGUCUCCAACGACCAAAUCGGCGGGCACUCCGAGUGAGGCUGGGAGCCAGGACUCUGAUGGAGCUGUGGGACCCAGGACUCUGCACUGGGACUCUGACCCGUCCGCACUUCAACUUCACUCUGAUUCUGAGCUGGGGCGGGCAACACCUAAGCUGGGAAUGGCCAAGAUCACACAGGUGGACUUCCCGCCACGUGAGACUGUGUCCUACACAAAAGAGACGCAGACUCCAGUGGUGACCCUGCAGAAAGAAGAAGAAGAAGAAGAGGAAGAAGCUGUUGCACCUCAACCUGUAAUCGAGACUCAGACGGAGAAACUGGACCAGAAGGAGGAUGACGAAGUGCCCCCCCACGAGCUCACAGAGGAGGAAAAACUCCAGAUUCUACACUCCGAGGAGUUUGUGAACUUCUUCGACCACAGCACUCGCAUCAUCGAGCGGGCGCUCUCAGAGCACGUGGACCUCUUUUUUGACUACAGCGGUCGUGACCUGGAGGAGAAGGAGGGUGAAAUCCAGGCCGGAGCAAAGCUCUCUCUCAACAGACAGUUCAUGGAUGAGCGCUGGUCCAAGCAUCGCGUGGUCACCUGCCUGGACUGGUCUCUCCAGUAUCCUGAACUUCUGGUCGCCUCGUACAACAACAACGAGGAAGCUCCUCACGAGCCAGAUGGCGUGGCCUUAGUGUGGAACAUGAAGUACAAGAAGGCUACGCCGGAGUAUGUCUUCCACUGUCAGUCUGCUGUAAUGUCGGCUGCUUUUGCCAAGUUCCACCCCAACAUUGUUGUAGGGGGCACCUACUCAGGGCAGAUUGUUCUGUGGGACAACAGGAGCAACAAGAGGACCCCUGUGCAGAGGACCCCCCUGUCAGCUGCAGCACACACGCAUCCGGUGUACUGUGUAAAUGUGGUGGGCACCCAGAAUGCCAACAACCUGAUCAGCAUCUCCACUGACGGCAAGAUGUGCUCGUGGAGUCUGGACAUGCUCUCUCAGCCUCAGGACAGCAUGGAGCUGGUGUUCAAGCAGUCCAAAGCCGUAGCUGUCACCUCCAUGUCUUUCCCCCUCGGAGAUGUCAACAAUUUCGUGGUGGGCAGCGAGGACGGCUCUGUCUACAUGUCAUGUCGUCAUGGAAGCAAAGCAGGCAUCAGUGAGAUGUUUGAGGGCCACCAGGGGCCAAUCACAGGGAUCCACUGCCACACAGCCCCAGGGCCUCUGGACUUCUCCCACCUGUUUGUGACCUCCUCUUUCGACUGGACUGUUAAGCUGUGGAGCACCAAGAACAACAAGCCGCUCUACUCAUUCGAGGAUAACUCAGAUUACGUGUAUGAUGUCAUGUGGUCUCCGAUUCACCCCAGUCUGUUUGCUUGUGUGGACGGAGUCGGUCAUCUCGAUCUGUGGAACCUCAACAACGACACUGAGGUUCCCACCGCCAGCGUCACAGUAGAGGGUAACCCAGCCCUCAACAGGGUCAGAUGGGCUCACUCAGGCAGAGAAAUUGCUGUGGGAGACUCAGAUGGACAAGUUCUUGUAUACGAUGUUGGAGAGCAAACUUCUGUUCCACGAAACGACGAGUGGACCCGCUUCGUUCGCACGCUUGCAGAGAUCAACGAGAACAGAGACGAUGCUGAGGAGCUGGCGGCUCAACGCCUGGCCGCCUGAUCAGACUCAGCGUGUACGAGAUGUUAAAGGGACCAGUGGUGCUUGCUAUUCUCAGCCUCAUUUUGAGGGAACGAAAAAUAUAUGAUGACAUCAUUACAGAGGAAACAGAUCAACUGUUGAUCCAACAGAAGCAUGGACGUCUUUAGUUUUCUUCCGCCCUUUUACUUGGAAAAAUUCAGCCCUCUUAGUUAACUGGAGCGUCUUUUUUUGGAGGUACCAGAAGUGACAGGGCUGUCGAUCUCAGACAUGAACAGGAAGCCAUAUUCACAAACACAAACAGGUUGACCUUUCUCCAACCAGAUGCCUUAAACCUUCAUUUUACUUUGAUUGUAAAACCCAUCCUGUCUUUAUUUUGGGCAUUAUAACACUGGCCUUAUUUCUAGUUCAGUUUUUCAUCCCACAUAAUAAUUGUAAACACUCAUAGCUGAGCUCCGUUUUUACCAAAGUUAAAGUAAAGCAAUCACAUCUCGAACACAUAGGAAUGUAGACUUACUAUCACUGUAGCCCAUGUUGUCAUCUGUUCUUUGAAGACUUAAUAAUUGAGCUACUCCCAUGUUUGUAAAACACUGAAAUGUCAAAAUCUAAAUGUCUUUCUACUUCUAUAUAUAGUUCUAUUCUGUACCAGUUCUCACUUAUUAGAGCGGCUGGUUAGACUGGAGAUAGCUGGGAUUUAAUUAAUGCCUAAGAUGAUGAUCAUUUAUGCUGUAACUGCUCAGUGAUUUCCAGGUCUGUAUGUUGAACAGAGAUUGUUUCCUGAAGAAUCUCAAAGCUUGUUGACGAAACUGAGAAUGUACUUUUCACACAGAAGCAACAGUUUGAAUGGUUUAUUUCAAUAAAAUACAAUAAAUACAUUUAAAUUAUG
Notolabrus celidotus (New Zealand spotty) is the source of this 2892-nucleotide messenger RNA. RefSeq names its product dynein, cytoplasmic 1, intermediate chain 2a (gene dync1i2a). Bases 144 to 2030 code for a protein of 628 amino acids. Gene Ontology annotation, biological process: transport along microtubule. Gene Ontology annotation, molecular function: dynein light chain binding; dynein heavy chain binding. The transcript is spliced from 17 exons. The record is from RefSeq and is a predicted model, not a curated record. NCBI's taxonomy places the organism in Eukaryota, Metazoa, Chordata, Actinopteri, Labriformes, Labridae. Gene Ontology annotation, cellular component: cytoplasmic dynein complex.